AUGAAACGGCGUCGAAGCCGACAUGCCUCAUUGUCAGGUGGCGAAGGCACUGUGUGUGUCCCAAUGAUUGCUGGCCUGACCGAGCAGCAGGUUCAAGGUCUGCGGGAAGUCUUUAGCCUCUUUGAUCCAGAAGGGUCAGGGAGAGUACGACCUGAAGAAAUUCGAUCAGCAGCUACCAGUUCUGGUUUGGAGAAAGAGUUUCCAGAGGUUUGGCAGUUCAUGACAGCGUUGGACGGCCACGACAGUGUGGACUUUCAGGAGAUCCAGCUUGGUGAGUCAGGGUUCAGCUGCGCUGUGCGAUACCAGGGAAAAAUGGGGAUUCUUGAGAUCCAUUGA
Molecule: messenger RNA, 336 nt
Organism: Cladocopium goreaui
Lineage: Eukaryota; Dinophyceae; Suessiales; Symbiodiniaceae
Source: the annotation of a GenBank genome assembly